GCUCGCUUCCCCAGGUGUGUCCAAAGCGUUUCGCCAUGGCGAUCUUCCCCUGGCUGCUGGUGCUGUCAGCACUGACGCUACGCGCAGAUCAUGUAUCGCAGCUGGUGAGAGAUGAUGAAUGUGCGUCCUCCACUGACUGUGCGCUGGCAGCGGUACAGCUGCACGCAGUAAAGGGGCAAGAGGAGCGCAGCAAUAUUUCCAGCAACAGCAGCGGGCUGCAACACGCGGCUUUGGAGGAGCAUACAGAUGUUUCUCUGCCAAUGAUUAGCCAGGGACCGGAAGCAAGGUACUCCAAGGAGCAGUUGGUUAAGCUCUUGGAACUUCAUCAGCAGCGAAUGAACAGCUCAGAGAGGUGGGGAGGCACUUCAUCUUCUUCCCAUAUGGCUCAGCCCUUCAACCUGGCGUCUAGCUGUUACAGUUUUACAGGUGGCACCUGCGCUUUUGCCAGCUGUUCCAGCUUCCGGAUGGCCCAAUGCCAAGCCGGAAAAUGUAUGUGCCCUGGCGGAUGUGCUGGUGCUGAUGGCAGGUGCUACAAUUCGCCCAACCUCCUCGUUGCCAGCUCGUUUGUCCUCACCAACGUGCAAUAUCCCAGCUAUCGAAUGUACUUCAAACGCAUCACAACGUGGGGGCAGAUGGGUACCUCCUCAAUGCCUUCUUUCAGCUUCAUGGGCUCCGAUUUGUUUGAUCUCUAUCGGGUUCCAGGCCUCUUCAAUGGAAAGGCCCUCUUCAUCAUCGCUUCCCACAAGUGGCCCAGCUAUGUCUUGGCCAUCCGCGCGACCACGGGCACGGCGUUCUCCCCCUUCGGCACCUACUCGGUUGAGCUCAAAGACACCUCGGCGCCGUGGAAACCAGAAGACAUCAUGCUGCGCGUUUGCAGCAUGGGUAGCUAUGGGAAGCACAGUGCCAUCAUGAUCGGCAGUGCUGGGGCUGUCAAGACCAUCUGGGCUUAUGUUCACAUGGGAUCUUGGUCAGUUUAUGGCUCCAUCAGCAACCCAGGUGAAGGUGGCGAGUGGUCACCCAAUCCCCCCAUGCCAUAUGGUGCCCUUCCGCCCUGUUGAGCACGGCAUGCAAUAUUAGUACGUAGAAAUUUGAUCGUCAAAAACGCAAUUAUCCCAAUAUAUAAAA
Molecule: messenger RNA, 1125 nt
Organism: Cladocopium goreaui
Lineage: Eukaryota; Dinophyceae; Suessiales; Symbiodiniaceae
Source: the annotation of a GenBank genome assembly